Molecule: messenger RNA, 284 nt
Organism: Leptosomus discolor (cuckoo roller)
Lineage: Eukaryota; Metazoa; Chordata; Aves; Leptosomiformes; Leptosomidae
Source: RefSeq, a predicted model, not a curated record
AUGAAAGCAGGCUGCAGCAUUGUGGAUAAGCCAGAAGGAGGAGGAGGUUAUCAUUUCCCAGAGUGGGCUUACAAGACCGAGUCCAGCCCCGGCUCCCGGCAGAUCCAGUUAUGGCAUUUCAUCCUGGAGCUGCUGCAGAAGGAGGAGUUCCGCCAUGUCAUCGCUUGGCAGCAGGGCGAGUACGGGGAGUUCGUCAUCAAGGACCCUGACGAGGUGGCCCGGCUGUGGGGCCGCAGGAAAUGCAAACCCCAGAUGAACUACGACAAGCUGAGCCGGGCGCUCAG